Molecule: messenger RNA, 2071 nt
Organism: Amaranthus tricolor (Joseph's coat)
Lineage: Eukaryota; Viridiplantae; Streptophyta; Magnoliopsida; Caryophyllales; Amaranthaceae
Product: telomere repeat-binding factor 4-like
Exons: 6
Coding region: 188-997 (269 amino acids)
Biological process (GO): nucleosome assembly
Cellular component (GO): nucleosome
Molecular function (GO): double-stranded telomeric DNA binding
Source: RefSeq, a predicted model, not a curated record
ACAACUGAGGAUCCGUGGCGCAAUGGUAGCGCGUCUGACUCCAGAUCAGAAGGUUGCGUGUUCGAUUCACGUCGGGUUCAAUCCCGAACUCAGGAUCAUUGAUCAUCUUUUUCACAAAAAAUUUUUUGAAAAAAUUGUUAUAAAAUUCACCGUAUAAUAAGUAGUUUGUCCAAGAAAGGCCAAAAAAAUGGGAAAUCCAAAGCAGAAAUGGAAGCCAGAAGAAGAAGAAGCCCUAAGAGCAGGAAUCGCCAAACAUGGUCAUGGCAAAUGGAAACUCAUCAAAGAAGAUCCCCAAUUCUAUGAAUUUCUCUCUUCUCGCUCCAAUGUCGACCUCAAGGACAAAUGGAGAAAUAUUUAUAAGGAGAGAAUCAAGAUCACAAAGCCAAAAACCAUUCAAGAUGGGCCUGCAUCUUCUCUCAUCUCAAAGUCUGAUGUUACUCUCCCUGGGUCUGCUGUACAUCAAUUACCAGCUGAUCACUUCAAGGAUGGAUCUGCUAAUGGAAUUCCUGAUGCAAAAAAUGUCCCCAGGUACGAUGAAUUUAUAUUUGAAGCCCUUUCAACUGUCAGAGAACAACCCGGAUUAGAUAUUGUUUCUCUUGUAGCUUAUAUCGAGGAAAGGAUGGAGGUACCACAAAAUUUUAGAAAACAUUUGGGAGGAAGGUUGAGAAGACUUGUGCGACAAGGAAAACUUGAUAAGGUUGACGGCCUAUUCAGUCUAAAGAACAAUUAUGUGCAUACAAAUGCAAGCAAUAAAGACGGCUUGCCUAGACAGUCAUUCAGCACUGCCAACUUAAAUGUUGCUGAGAAGUUAGAAGAAGCAGCAAAAACUGCGGCCUACAAGGUUUUUGAAGCAGAAACAUUAUCAUAUGUAGCUGCUGAUUCCGUUGCAGAAGCAGAGAAAAUCAUGAAGCUGGCAGAAGAAACAGAUUCAAUCAUGCAGUUGGCUAAAGGGAUUCUUGAUGGAUGUACAAAUGGUGAAAUUAUUCUUGUUGCGUGAUACUCAUAAACUGGUUCUAGAACUGAUAUCAGCGUCAAGCGAUCCUUUUAUGAGGAAAUAAGCAACUGUACGGUGAUUAGUCUGUGUCUUCCUCCACCUACAAGAGGCUGAGCAGCUAAUAGUGGCACAACACUCAGUUAUCGUAGGAAUACAGGUAACAUUAUUUGGUUACUUUAGAAAUUGCAGCUAAUAUUUUAUGUCCUGGUUCCGUGUAAUACGAUGCGCAGAAUGUAUUUAUUUUUUCAUGAAACUUGAAAGCCUAGACCUUUUUUGCUUAGUUAGCCAAAAUACACUCUUUAGAAACUGCAGAUAUUGUUUUGAAAGCAGAAUUUAGAAGAGAGAACAUCUUACUUUUUUAAGCUUUAUUACAAAGUUAUCCAAAAGAUUACAAAGUAGAAUGUAUUUAUAUUGUUGUUUUUAAAGAAAAUGGCAUGUCCAUUUAGCAUUUGGGAUAACUAAAUACUCUUGACUUACUUAGUGGGCACUUCAUCUUAUGAUCUCAAGGUUAUGGGUUUGCUUCACCAUGAAAGGAAUCCAAAGUUUCUUUACUUAAUUAUAUCCAAAACAUAACUUGUAUCAUCAUCAUAAUACCCAAUAUCCCGCUUGAAAUCCAUCUGUAUUUCCUUCACAGAAAUGGAAUGAUUUGUUGAAUACCCAGGAAGUAUAAUUUACCUACUCUACCUAAGUCUUGGCAGUUACUUGGCUCUGAGAAUCAUAUUAACAAAUGUCAUAGAAUAUACCAUAUUACCAUUAGGACUCCGCCUGUUGAGCAACUCCAAAAAUACUUACCCUAGGAAAAUACAGGGCCAGUAUAACACUAAACAGUAUACAGAUAGAUAUUUUCGCAACAGAAAUGACAACUCAUUCUCUUCAUUAACAGAAAAACUAUAGCAAGACCAACUACAAUGCUAAAUAACAGCAAGCAAGUCGGGCGAGCGAUUACAAACAUAAAGCCUAAAGAUUUAAACAUUGCCUUAUUCAAGCCUGAUUCAGACAUAAUUCAAAACACAUUGAUACUUUGCUUGUCCUUCCAAUCUUUCUGACCCACCCAACGAAGAAAAAAACAUGAACACC